Effrenium voratum is the source of this 1761-nucleotide messenger RNA. Lineage: Eukaryota; Dinophyceae; Suessiales; Symbiodiniaceae. The record is from the annotation of a GenBank genome assembly.
AUGUCCACGACGCUGCUCCAGAACAUUUCCGAGCGUGGCCUUCUGAAGGCUGAUGGCUCCGGCGUUGCGCUUCGAAGUCGCGCAGAACGCGGCGACCGCGUGGACCGCGCGGACCGUGCCGCAGAGAGUGACGCAGGUGAGGUCGAAAGCGUGGCGAGCGCUGCAGCUGCAGCAGCUGCCGCAAAAGCAAUUGCCGCCCUGCAGAGGGAUCGGAAACCUCGCAGUAGCGCGCGGCCGAGCUCAUCAUGGGCCCCAGCACUGAUGGCGUUGCCAGCGCAGCCACAGCCGGCGCAGCCAGCGCAAGGGGAGCCGUCGCAGGCGACGGAGUUGCCAGGCAGAAGCUCCGAAGUCUCGCAGGCAAGCUCCCCAGCGCCGGCGCGCAUUGUCUCGCGGGUCACAACGCCGCUACGUGUGUACACCCGGAAGUCUAGACACAGCCACGGCAGCAAAUCGUCUGACAGGGUCUCCAUUGAUGUGGACGAUGCUGACUUGGACAAGGAGCUACUAUUGCUUCUGCCGGGACCAAGGCCUUUCAUCGAGUCCGCUUACCGUGGACCCAGGGCAGGAUACUACUUCAGCACUGGUGAUCGUGGACUUGGCUACUACUCCGAUGUGAAAAGGCCGUUCAUCGCAGUUGAGCAGUACUUAGGGCCGAAAGAAGGCUACUACUUUGGCACUGACGUACGUGGACUUGGAUACUACUUCGACUUGAAGAGGCUGCGCAACGAGCUGAAGGCCUCCGGCACAAGCACUGGUGCCAAGGUGAAGGUGACGACAUGCGCAAGCACCAGUGCCGAGGCCGGUUUUGCUAAAGCUGCGCCAGUGAUGACAGUGGUGGAGGUUGAUGCGGCAGACGCUGUCGCGCGGAAUGCUCUGGUCGAGGUGAGGAAGCGGCAACUUCAGGCGCAGAAGCCACCUGCCAAGCGCCAAGCAGUUGACGCGGAGAAGGAGCGGUUGCCAGCAACGCCCCAGCGCCGGAGCACGGGGUUCACAGAGGCAGCCCCGCCAAGCCCAACUUCUGUUCAGCGGAGCCGCCGCCCCGAGAGCUGCAGCAUUUGCUGCGAGGACUUCGAAAUGGGAGCUGCGGUGCGGCUUUCCUGCGGUCACGGCUGGUACUGCGCUGAGUGUUUGCGGAGGCACGCAGAGGCAAGAUUGGAGAUGGGAGCAGUGGACGUGUGCUGUCCUCAAUGCAACACAGCUAUUGCCGAGCGCACGUUGCGCAGCGUUCUACCAACCACUCUCGUGGAGCAGCUUCUUCGAAGGAGCCUGGAGCAAGCAGUGUCAGCUGCUGCUGACCUCUAUGCCUGUCCGACGCCGAAUUGUGCCUUCCGCGUUGCUUUGGAGGACGGAGACGUCCCGCGAUUGAGAUGCCCGGAGUGCAAGAAGACAUGCUGCCUGCUUUGUGGAGCACAGCCUUAUCACAGAGGGCGCAGCUGCGAGGAGAACGCACGUCUUCGUCCGAAGCGGGGCUCGGGGGAGUCUGCGCUACGGAGGUGGAUGGAAAGCGCUGGCGCCAAGCAGUGCCCCACCUGUCAUGCCAUUGUUACCAAGCAAAACUUGGAGAAGCAGAACACGCAGUACGUCGAGUGCCACAAGAUGAUGUGCCGAAACUGCGAGACAAAAUUCUGCUUCAAAUGCUUAAUGGUGCUCUCCGGGAAGCCUGCCUGCAGCUGCUCAAGGGCAGAGCAUGGCUUCAUCAACCCAAAGACUGGCCGACGGCUGAAUCAUGUGAAGGCCAAGGCUAGAUCAAAUAAGAAUUGA